GUGAAAGCAGAAAACAAUGGUGUUUGUCGUUGGACAUGUUCGAGCAGAACAUGCAAAGCAAAUUGGCAUACUGAAGGUAAAAUUUUAAAUUUAUUAAGCUUUCAUUUGAAUUAAAAUAUAUUUUAGGCAAAGCAGACACCAUAUAACGUCGCUAAAAUUAUUUUAUAUAAUAGCAUUAAACGAAAAGCUGAAGACGACAUCGUUGAAUGUCCGUCAAAAAUAUUUUGAUUGGCGCUAAAAAAAAUAUCUUAUUGAACGAAAUAGAUGCGAUACAUGCUCCCGUGAGUACAAAGAAAAAUGGAUACGAUAUAAACGAUAUAACUACGAAAACUGCAAACAAUUCUUCAGUGGAGGUGGUGCGGAGGCUGAAGAGGCGGUUGGAAGAACGCCAGGAAAUUUUGUCAAAUAAAAGAAUACUGGCAGAAUCCAUAUUAGACCAACUUUCUCAACAGGAAGAAAUUAAAAAACACUUUAAACAAGUCAGGAGGAGAGCAAUAAGCUCUCUCCUCCAAUGCCAAAUUGAGGAAGCAAAUAAAUGCAUAUCAAUUUUGUUUAUUAUUAUUUGUAAAUCAUAGA
Tribolium madens (black flour beetle) is the source of this 576-nucleotide messenger RNA. RefSeq lists its product as uncharacterized. The record is from RefSeq and is a predicted model, not a curated record. The transcript has 2 exons. NCBI's taxonomy places the organism in Eukaryota, Metazoa, Arthropoda, Insecta, Coleoptera, Tenebrionidae. Bases 207 to 575 code for a protein of 122 amino acids.